AUGAAGCUCUUGUGGCAGGUAACUGUGCACCACACCUGGAAUGCCGUCCUGCUCCCCGUCGUCUACCUCACGGCGCAAGUGUGGAUUCUGUGUGCAGCCAUCGCCGCUGCCGCCUCCGCCGGGCCCCAGAACUGCCCAUCCGUUUGCUCCUGCAGUAACCAGUUCAGCAAGGUGGUGUGCACCCGCCGGGGCCUCUCCGAGGUCCCUCAGGGUAUCCCCUCCAACACCCGGUACCUCAACCUCAUGGAAAACAAUAUCCAGAUGAUCCAGGCUGACACCUUCCGCCACCUCCACCACCUGGAGGUCCUGCAGCUGGGCAGGAACUCCAUCCGGCAGAUCGAGGUGGGGGCCUUCAACGGCCUGGCCAGCCUCAACACCCUGGAGCUGUUCGACAACUGGCUGACAGUCAUCCCCAGCGGGGCCUUUGAGUACCUGUCCAAGCUGCGGGAGCUCUGGCUUCGCAACAACCCCAUAGAAAGCAUCCCCUCUUAUGCCUUCAACCGGGUGCCCUCCCUCAUGCGCCUGGACUUGGGGGAGCUCAAGAAGCUGGAGUAUAUCUCUGAGGGCGCUUUUGAGGGACUGUUCAACCUCAAGUACCUGAACUUGGGCAUGUGCAACAUUAAAGAUAUGCCCAAUCUCACCCCCCUGGUGGGGCUGGAGGAGCUGGAGAUGUCAGGGAACCACUUCCCUGAGAUCAGGCCUGGCUCCUUCCAUGGCCUAAGCUCCCUUAAGAAGCUAUGGGUCAUGAACUCACAGGUCAGCCUGAUUGAGCGAAAUGCUUUUGACGGGCUGGCCUCGCUUGUGGAACUCAACUUGGCCCACAAUAACCUCUCUUCUUUGCCCCAUGACCUCUUCACCCCACUGAGGUACCUGGUGGAGUUGCACCUACACCACAAUCCUUGGAACUGCGAUUGUGACAUUCUGUGGCUAGCCUGGUGGCUUCGGGAGUACAUACCCACCAAUUCUACCUGCUGUGGCCGCUGUCAUGCUCCCUUGCACAUGCGCGGCCGCUACCUGGUGGAGGUGGACCAGGCCUCCUUCCAGUGCUCUGCCCCCUUCAUCAUGGAUGCACCUCGGGACCUCAAUAUCUCUGAGGGCCGGAUGGUGGAACUUAAGUGUCGGACUCCCCCUAUGUCCUCUGUGAAGUGGCUGCUGCCCAAUGGGACAGUGCUCAGCCACGCCUCCCGCCACCCAAGGAUCUCCGUCCUCAAUGACGGCACCUUGAACUUUUCCCAUGUGCUGCUCUCAGACACCGGGGUAUACACAUGCAUGGUGACCAACGUGGCAGGUAACUCCAACGCCUCGGCCUACCUCAACGUGAGCACGGCCGAGCUCAACACCUCCAACUACAGCUUCUUCACCACUGUCACAGUGGAGACCACCGAGAUCUCACCUGAGGAUACAACGCGCAAGUACAAGCCUGUUCCUACUACGUCCACGGGUUAUCAGCCGGCAUAUACCACCUCUACCACGGUGCUCAUUCAGACCACCCGUGUGCCCAAGCAGGUACCCGCGACAGACACCAAUGAUAAGAUGCAGACCAGCCUGGAUGAAGUCAUGAAGACCACCAAGAUCAUCAUUGGCUGCUUCGUGGCAGUGACUCUGCUAGCUGCCGCCAUGUUGAUUGUGUUCUAUAAACUUCGUAAGCGGCACCAGCAGAGGAGUACAGUCACAGCCGCCCGGACAGUUGAGAUUAUCCAGGUGGAUGAAGACAUCCCAGCAGCGGCGUCUGCAGCAGCAACAGCAGCUCCAUCCGGUGUAUCAGGUGAGGGGGCAGUAGUGCUGCCCACAAUUCAUGACCAUAUUAACUACAACACCUACAAACCAGCACAUGGGGCCCACUGGACAGAAAACAGCCUGGGGAACUCUCUGCACCCCACAGUCACCACAAUCUCUGAACCUUAUAUAAUUCAGACCCAUACCAAGGACAAGGUACAGGAAACUCAAAUAUGACUCCCCCUCCCCCCAAAAACUUAUAAAAUGCAAUAGAAUGCACACACACACACACGCACACACAUGACAGCAACUUUUGUACAGAGUGGGGAGAGACUUUUUCUUG
Neomonachus schauinslandi (Hawaiian monk seal) is the source of this 2059-nucleotide messenger RNA. It is a transcript of the gene LRRC4, whose product is annotated as leucine rich repeat containing 4. Gene Ontology annotation, biological process: modulation of chemical synaptic transmission; postsynaptic density protein 95 clustering; synaptic membrane adhesion. The record is from RefSeq and is a predicted model, not a curated record. Gene Ontology annotation, molecular function: protein binding. The transcript has a single exon. NCBI's taxonomy places the organism in Eukaryota, Metazoa, Chordata, Mammalia, Carnivora, Phocidae. Gene Ontology annotation, cellular component: postsynaptic density membrane; glutamatergic synapse; plasma membrane. Bases 1 to 1953 code for a protein of 650 amino acids.